AUGGAGAACAUCCUGAUUUCCAAUGAAACGGGUUCAGUUUCAUAUGGAAAUAAAACGAGCGCGCCGAACGAGAUUGAAGACGACAAACGAGAAAUUAGUGUGGGGUCAAACGUGGUUGACGCGAAAGGCAAUGAAAACCGAAAAUUCGGUUUUAAUGAAGCUGUAGUCGUUUUAGUAGUUUUAAUAAAACCAUUGCGCAUCAAUAAAAGUAUUGUAAUCGCGCGGAAUCUUAGAAAUAUGUCUGCCGGAAAAUUUGGAAUAUUUUGGAAGCCAAUUCAUUAG
This is a messenger RNA of Cinara cedri, 282 nucleotides long. NCBI's taxonomy places the organism in Eukaryota, Metazoa, Arthropoda, Insecta, Hemiptera, Aphididae. The record is from the annotation of a GenBank genome assembly.